Messenger RNA from Knipowitschia caucasica, 711 nucleotides. Lineage: Eukaryota; Metazoa; Chordata; Actinopteri; Gobiiformes; Gobiidae. The record is from the annotation of a GenBank genome assembly.
AUGCUGUGCUGCAUAAGAAGAACCAAGCCGGUGGAGAAGAACGAAGAUGCCGACCAGAAGAUUGAGCAGGACGGGACGGCCAAACCCGAGGACAACAAGGCUCACAAGGCCGCUACCAAAAUACAAGCGAGCUUCCGUGGACACAUAACUCGGAAAAAGAUGAAAGACGGAGAAGAAGACAAGGAAGAAGAGGUUCAGGUGAACGGUGAGAAGGUGGUGAACGGCAUCGAUGAGGACGAGGGCGAGGAGGCCAAGAGCACAGAAGAGGCCAAGGAAGAAGCGCCCGCCCAAGAGUCUAAGACCGAGGAGGAGAGCCAAGCCAAAAUCCCCGUGGCAGAGAAACCCGCCAACUCUCCGGCACCAGCUGCAGAAUCAGCGCCAUCUCCCGUAGCCCCACCCACACCAACGGCACCCAAAGAGGAGCCCAAAGUCGAGGAAAAGGUGGAGGAAAAGCCCAAACAGGUGGAGAAGGAGGCGCCCAAGAGUCCCACCACCACAGCACCUGCACCUCCCACACCCACUCCGGUCCCGGCGGAGGAGCAGAAGAGCGAAGAGAAGACGGAAGAGGAAAGACAAGCCGACGUGCCUGCUGCUGUUAGUCCCACAGCCGAGAAGGAGGAGUCUAACCAAACAAAAGAAGAUGCUGCAGAGGAGUCUAAAGCGGAGGAGCCGGCCCCAGCAGAGGAUGCCCCAGAGUCCAAGGACGACUGA